Rubroshorea leprosula is the source of this 4271-nucleotide messenger RNA. The record is from the annotation of a GenBank genome assembly. NCBI's taxonomy places the organism in Eukaryota, Viridiplantae, Streptophyta, Magnoliopsida, Malvales, Dipterocarpaceae.
GUAAUUGCAACUCAGCUCGCUGCCAUGCAACAGCAGUUUGGUGUCUUUCAGCAAGUGCUGGCUCAGUUGUUAGCCCGGAACAAUCCUGGUGAUCCACUCAUCAAUCUACUUAACCCUGCCCCACCACCAAAUCCUGAACCAGUUCAACAUGCUCCCGCUGUUAGUGAAUCUCAGGGCCAAUCUCACAUCGCACCAGUCAUGCAACCCCCUCGUGAUGAGGUCAAUCGGCGUUUAGAUAGCUUAGAAAAGCUAGUGGUCGAACAGCGAGGUAUUCCACCUCCACACCCCGCUGCUGACUCCGUACCUCACCCUCUCAACACCAAUAUUAUACUGGAACCCUAUCCAGCGGGUUUCAGAAUACCACAGCUUGAAACCUACGAUGGGACGAAGGACCCCGAUGAUCAUCUACAUGCUUUCUACUCUUGCAUGCAGGCCCAGAACGCCUCUGAUGCGUUGAUGUGCAAAAUCUUUCCCUCCACUCUCCGAGGUAACGCUCGAACCUGGUAUUACAGCCUGCCUCCGAGAUCAAUCAACUCGUAUACAGAACUAUCAUCCGCUUUUGCCACUAAGUUUUCCAGUAGAAGGUUGAUAAGGAAAACCACUUCCGAGCUGAUGCGAGUCAAGCAGAGGGAUGGAGAAUCUCUGAAGAAUUUUAUGAGCAGGUUCAAUGAUGCAGUGCUAAAGGUUAACUCUUUCGAUCAAGCAGUGGGCAUCACAGUUGUGAUCUCAGGUCUUGGCCAUGAAAGAUUCAGAGAAAGUCUGCUCAAACAUCCCGCCACCACCUUCAGUGAGGUCAAUGAUAGAUUAUUGAAAUUCAUAACUGCUGAGGAAUAUGUCCUGUCGCAGAACAUCACCCCUGUUAAGAAUCAACACCCGGACUGGAGAGAUGAGAACCCGAACAGGAAACGAAUGAAGACACCACAGAACCGAGGUCCAAUGUCGACUUCCACCCUGCGACUCGGAAGGCCGAACUCAGCACCUCCGCAGCAACCUGCAGGUAAACCUCCAGUUAAUUGGACUCCUUUUAAUUUACCGAGGUCACAAAUCUUCAUGCAGAUUAAGAAUAAAAUGGACUUACGACGUCUGGGUCCAAUGAGAACUGCUGCUGCUACCAGAGACCAUACACGGUAUUGUGAUUUUCAUCAAGAUCACGGUCACACAACAGAGCAAUGCAAUAGUCUGAGGUCCGAACUGGAAAGCCUGGCGCAGAAAGGAAUGCUGAAUGAGUACAUCCAGAGAGUUGAGCAGCCACGAUUUGUCAGGGAACAAGGAACACAGCAUCAAGGAGUCCGCAAUCCCCCAAACAGGCAAGGUGUGGGAUAUCAGCAGGCCCCACCACCACUCCCACCACCAGCUAGAGUCAUACACAUGAUUACGGGAGGUCUGGAAGCAGGUGGACUGAGCUCUAAGCAGAGGAAGUUGUAUGUCAGGGAGGUUAAGCACCAGAACCGGGCUCAGAAGCGAAAAUUUGACGAUGCUGAGUGGAAGAAUCAACCCAUCACUUUCACAUCUGCUGAUCUUGAAACAGUUGUCACACCUCACAAUGAUCCUCUAGUUACUUCUGUCACGAUCAACAAUUGUGAAGUGCAACGUGUCCUUGUUGACACCGGAAGUGCACCAGACAUCAUGUACUUCCAUUGUUUUGAGAGUCUUGGGAUAGAUCCAGCUCUGUUGCAGAGGUAUGAUGGUCCCAUCUACGGGUUCAACAACCAACCAGUUCCAGUCGAGGGAGUACUUACCAUGAAUGUUGCAUUUGUGAGUGGCCGAAGUUAUGUGACCCCUACAGUGAGGUUUUUAGUGGUCAAAAUGGCGUCUUCUUUCAACGUUGUUAUUGGCCGACCUACACUAACUGAGAUUCGAGCCGUGGUUUCCCAGUCUCAUCUGUGCAUGAAAUUCCCAACUCCUAUGGGAAUAGCAACACUGCGAGGCAACCAGGAGGUAGCCCGGCAUUGCUAUAUCACCUCGAUAACACAGCCUCAGAAGGGCAAGACUCAGACACCCGAGAUUAAUCCCAAACAGAUACCUGAUGAUCGGCAAGUUAUGGGUGUCGAAAUAGUAGAUAACCGACCUGAAGAUGAAACCAGAGCUGCUCCGGUUGAAGAUGUGGAGGAGGUACAGAUUGAUGACAGAGAUCCGAGCAGAAAAACGCAAAUUGGGACUAAAUUGAACUCGGAGGAAAGAGCAGAGUUAAUAGCUUUUCUUCGGGCCAAUAACGAUGUUUUUGCAUGGACUUCAGCAGAUAUGCCAGGAAUCCCCAUUUCAGUUUUUCAACAUAAACUCAGCACCAAUCCCCUCAAGAAACCAGUAGUCCAGAAGCGACGUCUCUUCGGGGGGGGGAGGCUAAAGGUUAUUAAAGAAGAAGUCGAGAAACUCUUACAAGCCGGCUUUGUCAGGAGGGUAGAUUACUGUGAGUGGGUCGCCAAUCCGGUGUUGGUGAAGAAAGCAAAUGGUAAAUGGCGGAUAUCUGCAAUCCGAGCUCAGGCACUGGCAGAUUUUAUUGUAGAAUGCACUCCAGGUAAUUCCAUUCCUACUCUGGAGCCUAAUGACUGGACCUUAUAUGUUGAUGGGGCAUCUAGUAGCAAAGGUUCAGGGGCUGGUGCUCUCUUGAUUGGCCCAGAUGGAUACCGAAGUGAACAUGCUUUGAAAUUCAACUUCGACGCAACGAACAACAUGGCCGAGUAUGAAGCCCUGCUACUUGGUCUGCAGCUAGCAUUGGAGUUAAAACUCAGUGCGAUCCAGGUAUACAGUGACUCCCAGCUGGUGGUGAACCAAAUUAACUCAAUCUGCGAAGUCGUUGAUCCUGUAAUGGUGAAAUAUGUGGCUCUGAUAGCCGAGCUGAAGUGCAAGUUCCAGAAAUUCUGUCUGAGCAAAAUCCCCCGAACUGAAAAUGAGCAGGCAGAUUCACUCUCUAAAUUUGCCUCUGAUAGUUCUUCACAUUCCAGAUCAGUUUUUGUAGAGGUCUUAGAUGAACCAAGCUUCGUGAAGCCACGGGUGAUGGAGAUCAGCACCGACCCAGACACACCAAGCUGGACUGACCCAAUUCUCUCCUUCUUACGAGAUGGGAUAGUGCCUGAGGACAGGCAGGAGGCAAUGAAGUUGAGGAGAAAAGCAUCCCGGUAUACACUUGUUGAUGGGGUUCUUUACAAGCGAUCUUUUUCUCUACCUCUUCUGCGGUGCUUGAAUCCCUAUGAAGUAGAAUAUGCACUUCGGGAGGUGCAUGAAGGUGUCUGCGGAAGUCACGUGGGUGCUCGAACCUUGGCUCAUAAGGUCCUUAGACAGGGUUAUUAUUGGCCCAACAUGUACAAGGAUGCCACUCACUUUGUUCAGAGAUGUUUGAAAUGCCAGUUCUUUGCGCACCUAACUCAUCAACUUGCAGAAGAGCUCACUACUCUGGUAGCACCAUGGCCAUUUGCUCAGUGGGGAUUGGAUCUUUUGGGCCCAUUCGUAAAAGGGGUUGGUGGUGUAACCCACCUGAUCGUAGGUGUAGAUUACUUCACAAAGUGGGUUGAAGCUCGGCCAAUAUCCAGUCUUACUUCCAAGAAAGUUGAAGACUUUGUUUUCAGCUCAAUCAUCUGCAGAUAUGGGAUCCCGAAUCAGAUUUUCACUUCGGUCUACCAUCUGGAGUCCAACGGCAUGGUCGAAUCCGUUAACAAGUGCAUCCUAGAAGGUAUAAAGCCGAGGCUGGAACAACACAAGGCCAAAUGGGCAGGCGAGCUCAACAAUGUUCUCUGGGCAUACAGAACAACGAGUCGAACUGCCACAGGCGAAACACCUUACCAUCUGGCCUUCGGAACCGAAGCAGUCAUUCCUGUCGAGAUCAGAGUCCCGAGCUUCAGGGUCACCCAUUUCGAUGAAGGACGAAAUGGACAGUUGCUUCGGGAGAACCUUGAUCUACUUGAUGACGUUAGAGAAGAAGCGCGACUUCGAACUCUAGUCUACAAGCAGAAGAUAGCAAACUUUUAUAACAGACGAGUUCGGCCCCGAACAUUCAAAAUAGGAGACCUUGUCCUUAGGAAAGCUGGUCUUACGGGGUUCGAAACUCGAUUCGGCAAGUUAGCACCGAACUGGGCAGGCCCCUACACUGUUGCCGAAGUGCCGCACCCAGGUGCUUAUAUCCUACGAGACACUGAAGGCAACCGGGUUCCCAGGGUCUGGAAUGUCAAUAAUUUGAAGAAGUUUUACCCUUAGUGCAUCUCUUUCCAGUAAACUUUGUCUCGUUUUUAUUUAUUCUAUUUGUGUCCGAACUCAAUUAAUAAACUCCACUUCACAUU